Octodon degus (degu) is the source of this 7033-nucleotide messenger RNA. It is a transcript of the gene Ptch1, whose product is annotated as patched 1. Gene Ontology annotation, cellular component: plasma membrane. The record is from RefSeq and is a predicted model, not a curated record. The transcript has 24 exons. Gene Ontology annotation, molecular function: hedgehog receptor activity; smoothened binding; hedgehog family protein binding. Bases 562 to 4857 code for a protein of 1431 amino acids. Lineage: Eukaryota; Metazoa; Chordata; Mammalia; Rodentia; Octodontidae. Gene Ontology annotation, biological process: smoothened signaling pathway.
UCCUCCUCCUCUUUCUCCAAAUGGAGAGAGUUCUUUUUUUUCUCCUUCCAUCUCAUCUAUUGAAUCAAGGAGCUGCUGCGGCCGCUGCCCGCCGCACACACGCAGAGCGCAGUCCCCAGGUCCCGGGAGCCAGGGAGGCGCGCGGCGCGGGGGCAGAAUGGUCCAGCGGGUCGGCGAGGGGCCCGAGAACGCCGCGUCCGGGACCAAGCAGCAGCCCCAGGCGCCGCCUCCGCCCGCGGGAGCCGCGGGAGCCUCGGGAGCCGCGCCGGCCCGGUGUCGCUGAGCCCCGCUGGGGGUCUCAGCCGUGAGGGUCGGGGGCGCGCGAGGCCAGGCUCGUCCCGCGCGCAUAGGACUGGAGACCGCGGGACCCCCGCGCGAUGUGGCAAUGGAAGGCGCGGGCUCUGAAGGCGCGGGGGCCGCCGCGUGAGCAGGUUUGUCGCCUGGAGCCCGAGCCCCAGAGGCCGGCGGCCAGCAGCGUCCUCGCGAACCGGGCGCCCGGGGGUGCGCAGCGGCGGCCCGGGGAGCCUCGGUCCCCGCGGAGGAGGCGGCGGCGACGGCAACAUGGCCUCGGCGGGUGACGCCGCGGAGCCCGAAGACCGCGGCGGCGGCGGGCGGCGUAGACGAACCGGGGGGCUGCGUCGAUCCGCCGCGCCGGACCCGGACUAUCUGCACCGGCCCAGCUACUGCGACGCCGCCUUCGCUCUGGAGCAGAUUUCCAAGGGGAAGGCGACCGGCCGAAAAGCGCCGCUGUGGCUGAGAGCGAAGUUUCAGAGACUCUUAUUUAAACUGGGUUGUUACAUUCAAAAAAACUGCGGCAAGUUUUUGGUUGUAGGCCUGCUCAUAUUUGGGGCCUUCGCGGUGGGAUUAAAGGCAGCUAACCUGGAGACCAACGUGGAGGAGCUGUGGGUGGAAGUUGGUGGCCGAGUAAGUCGUGAAUUAAAUUAUACUCGACAGAAGAUUGGAGAAGAGGCUAUGUUUAAUCCUCAACUCAUGAUACAGACCCCGAAAGAAGAAGGUGCUAAUGUACUAACCACAGAAGCACUCCUACAACACCUGGACUCAGCACUCCAGGCCAGCAGAGUCCACGUAUACAUGUACAACAGGCAAUGGAAAUUGGAACAUUUGUGCUAUAAAUCAGGAGAACUUAUCACAGAAACAGGUUACAUGGAUCAGAUAAUAGAAUAUCUUUACCCUUGUUUAAUUAUUACCCCGCUGGACUGCUUCUGGGAAGGAGCAAAAUUACAGUCUGGGACAGCAUACCUCCUAGGUAAACCUCCUUUGCGGUGGACAAACUUUGACCCUCUGGAAUUCCUAGAAGAGUUGAAGAAAAUAAACUAUCAAGUUGACAGCUGGGAGGAAAUGCUGAAUAAGGCAGAAGUUGGUCAUGGGUACAUGGACCGUCCCUGCCUCAAUCCAGCCGAUCCAGACUGCCCUGCAACUGCCCCCAACAAAAAUUCAACCAAACCUCUUGAUAUGGCCCUUGUUUUGAAUGGUGGAUGUCAUGGUUUGUCCAGAAAGUAUAUGCACUGGCAGGAAGAAUUGAUUGUGGGUGGCACAGUCAAGAACAGCACUGGGAAACUUGUCAGCGCCCAUGCCCUGCAGACCAUGUUUCAGUUAAUGACGCCCAAGCAGAUGUAUGAGCACUUCAAAGGGUACGAAUAUGUCUCGCACAUGAACUGGAACGAGGACAAGGCAGCGGCCAUCCUAGAGGCGUGGCAGAGAACAUACGUAGAGGUGGUUCAUCAGAGCGUGGCCCAGAACUCCACUCAAAAGGUGCUUUCCUUCACUACCACAACUCUGGAUGACAUCCUAAGGUCCUUCUCUGAUGUCAGCGUCAUCCGAGUAGCCAGUGGCUACUUACUGAUGCUUGCCUAUGCCUGUUUAACCAUGCUGCGCUGGGAUUGCUCCAAGUCCCAGGGUGCCGUGGGGCUGGCUGGUGUCCUGUUGGUUGCACUGUCGGUAGCUGCAGGACUGGGCUUAUGCUCAUUGAUUGGGAUUUCCUUUAAUGCUGCGACAACUCAGGUUUUGCCAUUUCUUGCUCUUGGUGUCGGCGUGGAUGAUGUUUUUCUUCUGGCACAUGCAUUUAGUGAAACAGGACAGAAUAAAAGGAUCCCUUUUGAGGACAGGACCGGGGAGUGCCUCAAGCGCACAGGAGCAAGUGUGGCGCUUACCUCCAUCAGCAACGUCACCGCCUUCUUCAUGGCUGCGCUGAUCCCCAUUCCCGCACUGCGGGCCUUCUCCCUGCAGGCUGCAGUUGUGGUGGUCUUCAAUUUUGCCAUGGUGCUGCUCAUUUUUCCUGCAAUUCUCAGCAUGGAUUUAUAUCGACGUGAAGACAGGAGAUUGGACAUUUUCUGCUGUUUCACAAGCCCCUGCGUCAGCAGAGUGAUCCAGGUUGAACCUCAGGCCUACACAGAGGCACACAGUGCCACGCGCUACAGUCCCCCACCCCCAUACAGCAGCCACAGCUUCGCCCAUGAAACACACAUCACCAUGCAGUCCACGGUCCAGCUUCGCACUGAGUACGACCCCCACACGCACGUGUACUACACCACUGCCGAGCCACGCUCCGAGAUCUCCGUGCAGCCUGUUACUGUCACCCAGGACACCCUCAGCUGCCAGAGCCCCGAGAGCACCAGCUCCACCAGGGACCUGCUCUCCCAGUUCUCCGACUCCAGCCUCCACUGUCUUGAGCCUCCCUGCACCAAGUGGACACUCUCAUCCUUUGCUGAGAAGCACUAUGCCCCCUUCCUCCUCAAACCCAAAGCCAAGGUUGUGGUGAUCUUCCUUUUCCUGAGCUUGCUGGGGGUCAGCCUUUAUGGGACCACCCGAGUGAGAGACGGGCUGGACCUCACAGACAUCGUCCCACGGGAAACAAGAGAAUAUGACUUUAUUGCUGCACAAUUCAAGUACUUUUCUUUCUACAACAUGUACAUAGUCACCCAGAAAGCAGACUACCCGAAUAUCCAGCACUUACUUUAUGACCUUCACAAGAGUUUCAGUAAUGUGAAAUAUGUCAUGUUGGAAGAAAACAAGCAGCUUCCCAAAAUGUGGCUACACUACUUUCGAGACUGGCUGCAAGGACUUCAGGAUGCGUUUGACAGCGACUGGGAAACCGGAAAAAUCAUGCCAAACAAUUACAAAAAUGGAUCAGACGAUGGGGUCCUCGCCUACAAACUCCUGGUGCAAACCGGCAGCCGGGAUAAGCCCAUUGACAUCAGCCAGUUGACUAAACAGCGUCUGGUGGAUGCAGAUGGCAUCAUUAAUCCCAGCGCUUUCUACAUCUACCUGACGGCCUGGGUCAGCAACGACCCUGUUGCUUAUGCUGCCUCCCAGGCCAACAUCCGACCCCACCGGCCAGAGUGGGUUCAUGACAAAGCGGACUACAUGCCAGAAACCAGGCUGAGAAUCCCAGCUGCAGAACCCAUCGAGUAUGCCCAGUUCCAUUUCUACCUCAAUGGCUUGCGAGACACCUCAGACUUUGUGGAAGCCAUCGAAAAAGUGCGAACCAUCUGCAACAACUACACAGGCCUUGGGCUUUCAAGCUACCCCAAUGGCUACCCGUUCCUGUUCUGGGAACAGUACAUCAGCCUGCGUCACUGGCUGCUGCUGGCCAUCAGCGUGGUACUUGCCUGCACGUUCCUGGUGUGCGCCCUCUUCCUGCUGAACCCCUGGACAGCCGGGAUCAUUGUGAUGGUCCUGGCUUUGAUGACAGUCGAGCUCUUUGGCAUGAUGGGCCUCAUUGGGAUCAAGCUGAGCGCUGUGCCUGUGGUCAUCUUGAUCGCGUCUGUGGGCAUUGGAGUGGAAUUCACCGUUCAUGUGGCUUUGGCCUUCCUAACUGCCAUCGGUGACAAGAACCGCAGGGCGGUGCUUGCCCUGGAACACAUGUUUGCACCUGUCCUGGACGGCGCUGUGUCUACUCUGCUUGGGGUACUGAUGCUUGCAGGAUCUGAGUUUGAUUUCAUUGUCAGGUAUUUCUUUGCUGUCCUGGCGAUACUCACCAUCCUGGGUGUUCUCAAUGGACUGGUUUUGCUGCCCGUCCUUUUGUCUUUCUUUGGACCAUAUCCUGAGGUGUCUCCAGCAAAUGGCCUGAACCGGCUGCCCACCCCUUCCCCUGAGCCGCCCCCAAGCGUGGUCCGGUUUGCAGUACCUCCCAGUCAGAUGAACAAUGGAUCUGAUUCCUCUGACUCGGAGUACAGUUCUCAGACGACCGUGUCAGGCAUCAGCGAGGAACUAAGGCACUACGAGGCUCAGCAGGGCACAGGGGCCCCUACCCACCAUGUGAUCGUGGAAGCCACAGAAAACCCUGUCUUCGCCCGCUCCACUGUGGUCCACCCUGAAUCAAGGCGCCCCCCACCCACAAACCCUCGAAUGCAUGCCCGCCUGGACUCUGGAUCCCUGCCACCUGGAAGGCAAAGCCAACAGCCCCACAGGGACCCUUCCAGAGAAGGUUUGCGGCCACCUCCCUACAGACCGCGCAGAGACGCUUUUGAAAUUUCUACUGAAGGGCAUUCUGGCCCCAGCAACAGGGACCGCACUGGCCCCCGGGGGACCCGACCUCGGAACCCAGCACCCACAGCUGCAGGCAGCAACAUGCCUAGCUACUGCCAGCCCAUCACCACGGUGACGGCUUCUGCUUCUGUGACUGUGGCCGUACAUCCUCCACCUGGGCCUGGGCGGAACCCUCGAGUAGGGCCCUGCCCAGGCUAUGAGGGCUACCCUGAGACUGACCAUGGGCUGUUUGAGGACCCCCACGUGCCUUUUCAUGUCCGGUGUGAGAGGAGGGACUCGAAGGUAGAAGUCAUAGAGCUGCAGGACGUGGACUGUGAGGAAAGACCCUGGGGAGGCAGCUCUGGCUGAGGUGCGUGGGCACAGGGGCCAAAGGGUGAUUAAAAUCUGAAGCAAAGAGGCCAAAGAUUGGAACCCCUACCCCACCCCACCCCCACCUCUUUCCAGACUGCUUGAAGAGAACUGCUUGGAGUUACGGAGGAGAUGUGCUGCCCAGAAGAGCAGUUCAUUGUUACUGUAACCGACUGUAUUAUUUUGUUAAAUAUUUUAUAAAUAUUUAAGACCUGUACACAUAUGUAAUAUAGGAGGGAAGGAUGUAAAGUAAAGUAGCAAGGUCUGGAGCACCCCUGCUCCAGCCCCAGAGUGGGGAACUGGAAGGGGGCCUCUCCCUAUCUGUAUGUACAUUGAUUGGGCUCCGUGCCACAACCAAGCUUAACUUAGUCUGAAAUUUCCAGCAUAAGUUGCUGCUGCUUAAAUAUUGUAUAAUUUACCUGUAUAAUUCUAUGCAAAUAUUGCUUAUGUUAUAGGAUUAUUUUGUAAAGUUCCUGUUAAAAUAUUUUAAAUUUGCAUAUCACAACCCUGUGGUAGUAUGAAAUGUUACUGUUAACUUUCAAACACGCUAUGCGUGAUAAUUUUGUUGUUUAAUGAGCAGAGAUGAAGCAAGCAGGUUAAACCCAGUGGCUUCUCUAGGGGUAGUGCAUGUGAUCCUCCGGUUUGGCUGUGUGUGAACUCCUGUAUGAUUUCCCAAUGUACUGUACUGUGACUUAUUUUUUGUCUUGUUUGGUUUUCUUGAUGUUUUUCACCUUGUUAGGCUCUGGCCCAAUUGGGCUGGGAGAAUCAGGAUGUCUUUAUUGCUUUGUACUGGGAGAGGGCUAGCCCUAACCAGACAGCCUGACCCUUUCUUUGGCAAUGGUUCAAUAGCAAGUAGACUGGCUUUCCUCUCUGUGGUGUCCCUGAAGGUCAUUGGUUGCCUUCUGGACACCCCACCUCGUGCUUGAGAAAACAAGUUCCUUCCCUUGCAUGACUGCGAUGGUGUUGGACUCCUUAGUGUACAGAGCUGACAGCUCUCAUUGGUGAAUCAGGUAACAUGCUGAGCUGCAAGUCCUUGAAGGCCCAUGAGAUAUACUCUAGAACAGUGUAAAAUGUAUAGUUUUGUGCCCUUUUUUGACCAGUGUUCACACACGCGCGCACACACACACACACACAAACACACACGGUUCCCCAUGACUCUCCUAUAGGUAGAAAAACUCAUUGGGUUUAUUCUUGGCCCUCAGUAAGCCCAGACGUGCUGUUCUAAGUCCCUCCAAUAUAAAUUCCCUUUCUUCCUAAAUGGAACAGCUGGUUGGAGCUGCCUGGAUCUGUUCACAUCUUCUUAAAAACAUGAAUAGUGAGUUUCCGACAGUGUUACACAGUCAGAAGUUCUGUGGAUUGUGAGCUGCUGGGGAUUCUUCUUGAACAAAUCAAAUUUGGUCUCUCUCCCCCUCCAUGGUUCUUUUACCGUGAUGUUUUAUUGAAGAGCUGGAAGCUGCUCACUGUGUACACCUCAUGGAAGAAUGUAGACAGAGGCAGAUUUCUCUACCAGGCAUUGUUUUGAAAAGUUUUCUUCUGUGUGGAUUCUGUUCUCUUGCUCUGUGGUCUGGGGCCCCCGACCUCUAGGCAGAUAUCAGCGCAUGCAUUGCCGCCGACUUAUCUCAGAGGAAAGGACCCGAUACUGGCCGGAGCCUCGGUCACUGUGAGGAGCUCUCCAUGGCAGCUACAAAGGAAAUCUUUAGAGAAAGGCAACUGGCCUCUAGCGGUUCCAGCAGUUUAGUGACCUCAGACCCUAAAACUCAGCCCAUCACUGUAAAGUACUAGUUGGAAGCUACCUGUGGCUGCCAGGUGUAUGUAUGUGUUAAUAUGCUGGGACUCUGGCCACCCAGCUGCUACUGUCUUGGUGCCUUCUGUCAGCCACACUGUCCACCAGCAUAAUACAGGCACUGCUCAGAAAAUGCAUCCUGAGUUGAAGGGAGAGAUGGCAGAGUUCUGAAGCCGGCUUGGCCUGCAGCUCCCAAUGUGCCCCUCCUGUCCCACGCUGAGCCUGUGAGUCCCCCUGGUUUCUGCGCAGCAUACAACUUUCCAUGAGUCACAGUGGCCAACAGAUGGCCCAGGCUGGUAGAAAACUAUAAACACCUCGCCCUCUCUCUAUCUCAUUCUCCUUUGUAGAUUUAUUUUGUCUGUCUUGUUUGUUCAUUUGGAUGUUUUAAUUUUU